CCCACCGUUUGUUUUCCUUGUAUUUCUUCGAUUGCUCUUCUUCUUGAACGGCUCCUUCGGCUGUUCGACUUCGCUCCUUGAAGACGUUCCCUUCCUGUUGGGGAUCGGAAGAUCGGAAGUUACGAAAUUUUGAUCGGAAGCAACGACGGGAGCUCGCUCGCUGUGAAGGCCGUUUGGCUUGAGUUCACUCAAAUCCCGCAUAAAUCCUGCUACCAAACAGCCAUGCUUCUGCCAACUGCCCUGCCAGUGGAAGACAUGGUGGAAGUGGGAAGGGGAGAAGAAGCGAUAGAAGAGGAAGUGGAACUGGGUCGUGAGGGAGGACUUGAGGACGCGGAAGAAACCGAUGGAGAGGUAGAGGAUGACGAAGUUGAAGAAGAUUACACUCUGCAAUUCGAGGGAGAUCCACUCGGCUUUGUCCAGGAAGGAGACCAUGAGGGCACCGAGCUCUACCAACAUUUCGAGCGGCUCGAGUACGAAGCCCUAGCCGAAAGGAAGCGCAAGGCCUUGCAACAGUGUUCCCGCAACGGGCAAGCGAAAAAACCUAAGAAAGAUGAGUUGCUGGGUGUUUCCAUGGAAGAAAUUGAGGAGAUGAUGAACUUUGGAUUUCGUAGAAGAGCAAGUUCCGCCAAGAAAAGAGGACGGAAGAAAGGAUCCCGAAAUAAACUCAGUCCGGAAGUGAACAUUAAAAUUGGUGAUGCUACGCUUCACUAUGCAUCUGGAAAUUACAGUGAGGCGAUACCCAUAUUAGAAGAAGUUGUUCAACUUGCACCUAAUUUACCUGAUUCAUACUUCAUACUUGGUCUUAUAUAUGAUGCUAUGAAUGAUAGGAAGAAAGCUCUGAAUUUCCACAUGAUUGCUGCACAUUUAUCACCUAAGGAUGUAACUCUUUGGAAGAAGCUUGUUGCUUGGUCUAUUGAGCAGAAAAAUUUUGGUCAGGUUAGAUAUUGCCUUUCAAAGGCAAUAGCAGCAGACCCAAAGGAUAUUGGUCUCAGAUUUAAUCGUGCAUUGCUUUAUUUCGAGCUUGGUGAGUAUCAGAAGGCAGCUGACUCAUGUAAUCAGAUUGUAAGUCUUUAUCCUGCUAAUGUUGAAGCACGCAAGAUGGCAUCUAAGAUGUAUCAAAAGUGUGGCCAGCUGGAAAAAGCUAUUGGCGUCUUAGAGGAUUAUGUUAAUGAUUAUCCUUUUGAAGAUGAUAUAAGCAUUUUUGACCAGCUGAUUUCCUUGAACAUGGAAAAUAGUUCAUAUGAUAAAGCUGUCCAGUUGAUUGAAAAGGCAAAAUCAGCCUUUGGACCAGACAAAGAGUUGCCAUUAUGUUUGAAAGCUAGAAAUGCAAUUUGCCAUGCUCAUCUUGGGAACAUGGAAAUAGCCAAGGAUUUUCUUCAAGAUUUGCGAAUUGGGAAUUUUGAAGACCACUAUGAUUUGGUUAAUGAAGUUGCUAACACAUUUCAAACUCUUGGUCAGUACCACUAUGCUUUAAACCUGUACUUCAUACUUUCCAGAACUUUCGACAAUGAAAAAGCCACCUUAAAUCUAAAUAUUGGACAAUGCUACGCAUCACUAAGUGAAAGAGGCAAAGCUAUUCCAUUCUACUAUAAAGCUUUAUCAAAACUGGAAGAUGAUAUUGAUGCCCGCAUAACCCUAUCAUUCCUUCUUAUAGAUGAAGGAAAGGAUGAUGAAGCAAUCUCACUGCUGUCACCUUUAAAGUGCUCAAGUACCAUAUCUGAUGUUUCAUCUACCUUCUCCAAACCUUGGUGGCUUAGUGAGAAAGUGAAGAUGCAACUUGCAAAAAUUUAUCAUUCCAAAGGAAGGCUUGAGGAAUUUGUUGAUGUAAUAUUUCCUUCCGUUCAGAAAACAUUACUUGUUGAAUCUAUGAAUCAAAAGCUUAAGGCGAGAUCAAACAAAAGACUCUCAAAAAGCGUCCUACUUGAAAGAGUCAAGUUGUUGGACGAUCAGCAGGAAGAUAACGUAUUUCGUGGCUUCAAACCUGUUGCAACAUCAUCAGACCUACUAAAAGCCAACAGAGCAAAGAAAUCUCUUGAAAAGCAAGCCGCUCUGGGUGACGAGAAAAACGUUGCAGCACCGUCUGCUGGGAUGGAUUGGCAGUGUGAUGAUUCAAACGAAGAUGCAACGAAAGAGAUCCAAGACCUUCCUCUCCCAGGACUCCUCAAGGAUGAAGAAAAUCAACAACUUUUGCUUGAUCUAUGCAAAACUAUGGUAUCCUUGCAUCGUUAUUCCGAAGCACUGGAGAUUAUAAACCUUCUAAUAAGGUUACCAAAUGACAGAGUAUCUUCUGAGAAGAAGGAAGAGCUUCAAUCAUUGGGUGCCCAAAUAGCAUACAUUACUCCAGAUCCAAAGCAUGCAUUCGAUUAUGCUCGAAAUAUGGUGAAAAAACAUCCUUAUAGCAUUUCAGCGUGGAACUCAUAUUACGAAGUUAUUUUAAGAUUUCAAAAUAGAUUUGGAAAACAUCUUAAGUUUCUGCAUCAAAUGAGAGUUAGGCACAGAGACUGUCUGCCCCCUAUGAUUAUUAAUGGAAAUCAAUGCACCAUGCAAAGCAUGCACCAGGCUGCUGCUGAGGAGUAUCUUCAAGCUUACAAACAUCAGCCUGAGAAUCCACUAAUAAAUCUUUGUGUUGGUACUGCUUUAAUCAACCUAGCCCUUGGCUUUAGGCUUCAGAAUAAGCAUCAGUGUGUGGUUCAAGGUUUUGCUUUCCUCUACAACUAUCUAAGUAUAUGCAAUAACAAGCAGGAAGCCCUUUACAACAUCGCUAGAGCAUAUCAGCACGUUGGCCUUGUGACUUUGGCAGUUUUGUAUUAUGAGAAGGUUCUUGCAAUUCAACAGAAAGAUUUCCCCAUUUCGAAGCCUCCUAAUCAAGAUCCAGGUGCUCCAGCAAGUCAUAAACCAGGUUACUGUAAUCUUCACAUGGAAGCAGCUUUUAAUUUACAUUUGAUUUACAAGAAAAGCGGAGCAAUAGAUCUGUCUAGGAAAAUUUUGAAGAGCUAUUGUACUCCUUAAAUUUAACCAUCAAAUUUAUUUUCUUAAUUUAAAAUGAAUUUUGCUGUUUAUUUA
Messenger RNA from Dendrobium catenatum, 3063 nucleotides. RefSeq names its product general transcription factor 3C polypeptide 3. The transcript has 19 exons. Gene Ontology annotation, molecular function: protein binding. Gene Ontology annotation, biological process: transcription by RNA polymerase III. Gene Ontology annotation, cellular component: transcription factor TFIIIC complex. Bases 223 to 3009 code for a protein of 928 amino acids. NCBI's taxonomy places the organism in Eukaryota, Viridiplantae, Streptophyta, Magnoliopsida, Asparagales, Orchidaceae. The record is from RefSeq and is a predicted model, not a curated record.